This is a messenger RNA of Lactuca sativa (garden lettuce), 1138 nucleotides long. RefSeq lists its product as uncharacterized. Lineage: Eukaryota; Viridiplantae; Streptophyta; Magnoliopsida; Asterales; Asteraceae. Gene Ontology annotation, biological process: regulation of transcription by RNA polymerase II. Gene Ontology annotation, cellular component: nucleus. Gene Ontology annotation, molecular function: RNA polymerase II cis-regulatory region sequence-specific DNA binding; DNA-binding transcription factor activity, RNA polymerase II-specific; protein dimerization activity. The record is from RefSeq and is a predicted model, not a curated record.
CUCAUGCGCUGGGCAUACUUUGUUGCAUGUACGAACAGAAACACACAGAAGAACACCGGCGACCGAUUGACGAUUGUUGUAACUUGUAACAUUCGAAUCCCCAAAAUCCCACUCCACAUUUCUACUAAAACCCUAAAAUAUCAGUACUCCUUUUCUCUCUGGAUAAGUAUGGAUGAACAUGUUGUUCAAAAUGAUUGCGAUUUGCAGUUAUCCUCAUCUACUUUAGAAGGAAAUUUCAAUUAUGCACCUCAUUUAGGUGAAAGUAGUUUGUAUCAGCACAUAACUAAAGCAGAAGACUGUGAUAGCUACUCUGCUCCUCAAUGGAUUGGAUACCAGCAGAUGCCUCCAUACUAUGUUGAGUAUCUUGUAGGAAAUGGGAUCUCUGAUAUGCAAGGAGAAAUACCACAUGACACUAAUGGAAUCGGAUGCAGUUUUACAUCUGAAGAGUCUUUUCUCAGCAUGGAAGCCCAUCAGGUAAGACAAUCAAGGUGUCAACAUGAAGAAAUACUGGCGAACAAUUUCAGAAACACACAACAUCAAAUAUGCUAUCAGAAGCAAGGGCUAGAUACUGCUGCUCAACACAAGCCAAACAUGUCAGGCAUCACCACAUCACGCAGGACAUAUAUGAGACAGAAGGCCACUGAUGCAGAUCGUCGUCGCAGAACAAGGAUUGCAGCAUCACUAGAUGCAUUGGAGGAUUUGCUUCCACAGCCCAAAGAGGGAAACAAAACAAACAUAGUUGAUGACUGCAUAGAGUAUAUAAAGUAUUUGCAGCUUCAUAUGAAGGAAUUGAGUCAGAACAGAUUGGUAGGGGAACCAACUUCCAAUCACUUAACUUACCUUGAGGGAUAUGGUGCUUACCUUGUUGAUGAAAAGACUGCUACAGCUAGUGGACCACUGGAAGAGAUGCUUGGAAAUUUGAUGGAAACAAGUCCCUCUGCAGCAAUUAAGCUGCUAGAGAGUCGAGGUCUUUACAUGAUGCCUAUUAAUGCUCGCUCCUCCUAACUCCUAACUCCUAAUUCACCAUUUGAGAUUUCAACAAAACACCAAACAGCUGUUAUUUGUUAAUGUUCUCUCUAAAUUCUAAAACUAAAUCCUACUUGUCUUUUACUACUUUUAUCAUGCACUUCUUAUUCCA